Messenger RNA from Hyalella azteca, 4833 nucleotides. Its product is annotated as unconventional myosin-Ia. The transcript has 27 exons. The coding region runs from base 1 to 3804 and encodes 1267 amino acids. The record is from RefSeq and is a predicted model, not a curated record. Gene Ontology annotation, biological process: actin filament organization; vesicle transport along actin filament. NCBI's taxonomy places the organism in Eukaryota, Metazoa, Arthropoda, Malacostraca, Amphipoda, Hyalellidae. Gene Ontology annotation, cellular component: actin cytoskeleton; cytoplasm; myosin complex. Gene Ontology annotation, molecular function: ATP binding; microfilament motor activity; actin filament binding.
AUGCCAUCAGGAUGGAGGCGUCCUCUGGAGGAGCCUUGUGCUGGGGGCAGCACCAGCGACCUCCACACCAUCACCGGAGAUGCUGAGUCAUCUUCCACUAGAUACCAGCACCAGUACCCUCACUCCCAUCACCACCUCCACCUCCGUGUACAACAACAACAACAACAACAACAAUUUAGCUCGGGACAGCGUUCCGAUGUUAAUGCCGGCAUCACGGCAGCACCAGCACAGUUCUCCGGCGCACCGCCGCCAUUCUCCGCCGCACCACCGCCGUUCUCGGCAGUGCACCAGCUGUCAUCCUCCAGCGCCGCGACCCCGUCACCAUCUUCGUCGUCGUCGUCGACGCCUUCGUCAGCGAGACUCGCAUCGCGAGGCCUGCGCUCACACGGCUCCCGGGUAGCCUCCUUCGGCCACCCCUGCAGGGGACUCGCGCUUACGAGCAGCCUAGGGCCAGGGCGGCCGGGACAGCGGCAGGGGGCGGAAGGUCUCAGGGGCGGCCGAGGGUCUACCAGCGCCUGGGGCGCCCUUGAUGUGGAGCCUGAAGCGGGGGUAACCGACUGCUGCUGCCUCAGCAGCGUCACUGAGGAGGCGAUAGUGCACAACCUCGUUGUCAGAUACGAGAGCGAUAUUAUCUACACCAAGUUAGCGGGCGACCUCAUCAGCGUCAACCCUUACCAGCGCCUGGACCUCUACACCCCCCACCACAUCGCGGCCUAUCGCACCCCCAUGCUCGCCGACCUACCUCCACAUUUGUUCGGGAUAGGGGAGCGGGCACGGCGGGGAGUGUACGAGCUGCAGGAGGACCAGGUGGUGUUGAUGUGUGGGGAGAGCGGCUCGGGGAAGACGGAGGCCGCUCGGCUGCUUCUCAAUUUCCUCACGCCGCCCCACGUAACCCCAGCCCGCAACUGCAAGCUCAGGGCCGGGGACCGUGUGUUGCAAGCUUUCGGGAACGCGCGUACUCGGCACAACGACAACGCGUCGCGCUUCGCCAAGCACGUGGAGCUGGAGCUGGACCACAGAGGGGAGGCUGUCGGUGGCACCUUCACCUGCUAUUUACUGGAAAAAGGUCGAGUGACUCGCCGCCACGCUAGCGAGCGCGGCUUCCACUUCUGCUACCAGCUCGUGACGGGCGCCCCGCCCCCCGUACUCAAAAGCCUGCGACUGCAGAGAAGCUCUGAACAGUACACGAUGCUGACAACAGCACGACCAGCGGCCUCUGAGGCUGACGUCGACAAGCACGAAUACGCCGAGACCAAACACGCCCUGGACGUACUGGGGCUGGACGAUGCAGAGCAGUUGGCCGUGUUCAGCGUCGUGGCGGCCGUACUGAAGCUCGGCAACGUCGGCUUCACGGCCGUCAACAACAUUGACGGCACCGAGGGCUGUGCGCUCCACAACGAGUACGAGGCGCGCGAGGCGUGCGAGUUGCUGCAAUGCAGUCCCCGUCAGCUGCUGCAGGCGCUGCGCCUGCGCUCGUCUGCUGGCAGUGAGGAGGAGACUGUCAGCAUGGAGCUGACAGCCUGUCAGGCCAUCGCUGCCAGAAAUCUUCUCUGUCAGGCACUCUAUGCCAGACUCUUCUCGUGGCUCGUUACCAGAAUCAACCAAUCGCUCAAAGUCGGAGAGCCGUCAAGACGGAAGGUGUUGAGCAUCGUGGACGUGUUCGGCUUCGAGAUCCUGGAGCGCAACAGCUUCUCGCAGCUCGUCAUCAACUACAGCAACGAGCGCCUCACGCAGGUGGUGAGGCAAGCGACGCUGCAGGAGCGGCAGGAGGAGUACGUGAGGGAGGGGCUCGACUGGAUCACGCUGGACAGUCCUGUGGGCAUGCCAGCACUGCAGCUACUGCAGCAGAGCAAAUCGGGCGUCUUGGCGCUAAUAGAAGAACUGACGCUUCGUCCCGCGCCAGACCCUGACUCUUGUCUGCACAAACGACCCUCCCAGCAGGCGUGUCAGACGCAAGGGGACGCGUCUUCGUCUUAUGAGGAAGAAGACCUCCUGAAACUCCUGGCGAAGACCUACGCAGGGCAUCCCUGUGUCGAUGUCAAGCCUGGAACCUCAAGUGCCACCUCCAGCAGGCACCAGCAUCCCGAUAAUAAUCUUCCCGUUGAUGCUUUUAGAAUACGUCACUUUGCUGGGUCGGUGACGUACAGCGUUAAAGGCUUCCUCGCCCAGAACCUGGACGAGCUGUCCAAGGACCUGAGUCACGCAAUGCACUGCAGCCACCACCUCUUCCUUAGCUCACUAUUCCCUGAAGGCAACCCACGGCGAGCGCCGCACAAGCGCCCGGCGAGCGUGGUGGCGCAGGCGCAGAUCUCACUUGCGUCGCUCGUACGCCACGUGGCGGGCAAGAAAAUCAGCGUCGUCCACUGCCUCAAACCCAACGACUCGAAACUGCCGGCACAGCUGGACCAGGAGCUACUGGCACACCAAGUCAGAUAUCACUGUCUGCUGGAGAGCUGCAGUGUGAGCCGGGAAGGCUGGAUACAAGGCUGGACUCAUCAGCAGUUCCUCCAGAGGUACGGGCUGCUCUCGCCUCACACAUGGCCUCACUGGAGAGGCUCGAGCUUAGAGGGCAGUGCGCUGCUGUUGGCAGACCUCUGCCUCACGCCCUCACAGUACACCUUCGGCCGUACGAGAGUUUACGUCAAAACGCACAGCACGCUGGACGAGCUGGAGCAGGCGAGGCGGGCGAGGGUGGAGGCGCUGGCUGUGGCCAUCCAGGCGACGUGGCGGCGACACGUCCAGCGGCGCCGCUUCUGUCGCCUGCGCCGCGCCCAGGCGAUCAUCGCUGGCGCCUGGCGCCGCCAUCGGGGUCAGGCGUUGGUCAGGAAUAUGCAGAGGUUCAGAAGAGAAGACUGGGCGGCCACAGUCAUACAGAACGCAUACGUCACGUAUUUGAGGUUCAGAAGAGAAGACUGGGCGGCCACAGUCAUACAGAACGCAUACGUCACGUAUCUGCGGUGGAGGUUCUUAGAGCAGUUGCUCACGACGCCUCCCAGCGAGUCUCCCAUCGCCGAGGACUGGCCCACAGCACCCAUCCUUAUCGCCCCCCUCAGCGCCGCCCUCAGGAGGCUUCACCACCUCAACAGGUGCGCGCAGUAUCGGUUAAGGUUCGAUCAGACGGCGCGCAACCGCAUGCGGGAGAAAGUGACGGCGUCCAUCAUCUUCAGGGACCGCAAGGCUUCUUACAACAGAAGCAUAGGACACCCGUUCAUGGGAGACUACGUGAGACUGCGACAGAACGCGCAGUGGAAAAAAAUCGCUGCCGACACCAACGAUCACUACAUCGUCUUCGCUGACAUCGUUAAUAAGAUCACCAGAUCUGCAGGCAAGUUCGUGCCGAUCCUACUGGCGGUGUCGACGAACGCGCUGCUGGUGGUGGACCAGCGCUCGCUGCACCUCAAGUACCGCAUCCCCGCCGCCGACAUCGCCAGGAUAUCGCUCUCUCCGUUCAUGGACGACAUCGCUGUGGUGCACGUGAAGCCCUCGUCGCCGACCACGGACCUGACGGCGCCCAGGCCUCCUGACACGUCGCAGGGCGGCUGCCUCUUCGGCUCGGACGUGGGCAAGCGCAAGGGCGACAUCGUCCUGCAGACGGGGCACGUCAUCGAGGUCGUGACGAAGCUCUUCCUCGUCGUACAGAACGCCACCGACAGCCCGCCAGACAUCGUCAUCGCCACCGAAUUCGAAACAAACUUCGGAGAGAGCACCGUAGUUUUUUCGUUCCGCACCACUGGAUUGGCGGACGUCGCUCCGGGACACAUCCGGAUUAUCCGCCGACAAAACCGGAUGGAAGUGCACCUUUGAUCUUCCGGUAAACGGCGGAAACGCUUAGGGGAAAUUGUCUUAUUUGGAAUUAACUUGAGUGGUCACUUAUUUUUUGUCUCUCAUUUCUGCUACUGAAAUUAUUCGGUUACUUCCACCGAUUCAAAGGCAGUAUCACGAAUGCAUUAUUUUGAGCAAGAAUUAUCUUCAUUUGUUACAUCAAAUUCACCCGUUAGUUAUAUUGUGGUGAAAAUAUUUUUUCAUUCGAGUCAAUGAAUUCGCAAGACAUCCAACACAGAUAUUUUAUUUUUAAACUCAAAUUUUUCUGAUUUUUUAACUGUCAAAUGUUAUUUUAAAAUUAAUAACCUCAUGGCCAAUCUCCAGCAAAUUUGUUCCAUUUACGAACAAAUUCAAAACCUACUUACAGCUCAAUUAUUUACAAUUUACAGACAGUAGAAAAAUAGAAACUUCAGAGCGAAUAAACCCCCUUUAUUAGUAGUAAAAUAAUGGAAAAGCGAUCAAGUUUUCUUGAGAAAAUAAGUGGUAGAAAAUAUAGAGGAAAUAAUUUUUAUUGAUUCUUUUAGCUAUACAGCUCAACGAACUUGGUUAGCUCAAGCUUUUCGGAUAAGACAUUAAUUACCAUUUUGAAAAUUGCCGUUCAAAUGUCCAUGUGUUCAAUUAAGUAAAUGAGUUCAUAUUUUGAUCUAGAGAGUGAAAUUUAUUGUCUGAGAGACAGCAGAACACUAUUAUUGCAAGGUCAUGAGUGGAGCAAGAAAUUUUGUGAUACAAUUUGACAUUGCUCGCUAAUUUACUAUACUUGGCAUCGCAAAAAAAGAAAGUUCUUCAUCACUAACGCGCAUCACCCAGAAAUAUUGUCGGUUUAUCCCGUCAUGUACAAGUCCAAACUUUGCGCCUCCACGCAAAUAACGUAAAGACAACGGCUAACCGACGUAAAUUCAGAGUUUAUACGUUUAAUCAAUUUUGAUUUGACGUAAGAUUCAUUGUGGGUCACAGAAAUGUGUUUUAUGUUUAAAAUUGUCUACAUUUCCAUAUUGAGCAAGUUUUGUUAGA